Ilex paraguariensis (yerba mate) is the source of this 717-nucleotide messenger RNA. NCBI's taxonomy places the organism in Eukaryota, Viridiplantae, Streptophyta, Magnoliopsida, Aquifoliales, Aquifoliaceae. The record is from the annotation of a GenBank genome assembly.
AUGCACAAUGAUCUUGUUUUGAACAACAGGCCAGCAAAUAAUUUGUCGACUAAGCUUUUUAGUGGAGUUUUGGUUUUUAAGGAAUCCAGCAAGGACGAAUGUGGUGUGAGCUCAUACAAUGAUUUGGGAAAGGCUAAUGAGAUUCCACAUGAGAAUGUCGAUUUGAUAAUAGACAAGAGCUCAAGAGGAGGUCAAAAUGGCAACCAUGUGGCUCUUGAGAAGAAAAAAUCGAAAGAGAAAUGUAAAGCAACAAAUUCUAAAAAAGCUCCCAAGCCACCGCGACCUCCGACAGGGUUGUUGUUGGAUGCCACUGACAUGAAGUUGGUCAAAGAGAUAUCUGAGCUUGCCAUGAAAAAGCGUGCAAGGAUUGAACACAUGAAAUUGAUAAAGAAGAUGAAAGCAACCAAACCAUUGUUAUCCUCAAACAGCACCCUAUCUGCCAUGGUUGACACACUUGUCGUCCAUCUCAUAAUAACCUUCCAAGACUGUAGGAUUUGGCCUAGAAACAGUUCCAGUGAGAAAUUCCAUGGGUUUCCUAGGUCAUCUGCUGCUACAAAUGGCUUGAUAUCAGUUCAGUUUUACAAUGACCUUUUUGGAACCGAUAGCAUUAGACUGAGUUCCAAGUCUACCCAGUUUGUAUUCUUUUCUUGGCGAUGUCGUUCUGUAGAACAGAAUUUAGACCGCCUGAAUGAGUUACUGGAUAAUGUGGUUCGCUGA